Drosophila albomicans is the source of this 7558-nucleotide messenger RNA. RefSeq names its product la-related protein 1 (gene larp). Gene Ontology annotation, molecular function: RNA cap binding. The coding region runs from base 688 to 6177 and encodes 1829 amino acids. Gene Ontology annotation, biological process: mRNA stabilization; positive regulation of translation; positive regulation of DNA-templated transcription. The record is from RefSeq and is a predicted model, not a curated record. Gene Ontology annotation, cellular component: SWI/SNF complex; cytosol; cytoplasmic stress granule. The transcript has 7 exons. Lineage: Eukaryota; Metazoa; Arthropoda; Insecta; Diptera; Drosophilidae.
UUUUCGACCGCGACGGGUAAAAAACCACAUGUCUUGCUCGGUAUCCGAGAUUUUAUUAUGAAAUAAUGCUGCAAAGUGCUGUUAAAACAUAAACAAGUGCUUAACGUGUUAACUAGUAACUGAUUACUAUUGCAAUUUGUGACAAUCUGUGCGAAUUAAUUGCAUUCGAGCUUAUUCGUAACCAACAAAAAAAACGUUCGUUCUUACCUACCAGCCCACCAGCGCGUGAGUGAGCGAGCAAGCGAUAGCGAGUGAGUGUGAGUGCGAAGAGUACGAAAACCGCAAAGCAAAGCAUACGAGAAAUAAAAACAACAACAACACAACAGCAGCAACAACACCAACAGCAACGCGACUAACCAACGCAUACGUGAAACGUUAGCAAAGCAAAGAGCAAAUCAAAAAAAAAAAACUCGGUGAAUUGUGUAUCAAUUUUUUUGUUCUUGCUCUCGUGUGUUGUUUUUCGUAUAUAUACAUAUAAUUGUGAUUUAGAUUCGUGUUACUCGUUGCAUACGCUCGUUUUUGUAUUAUUUUGUGUGGCAAGGAAGCACCAAAGAGUUUCCCCAUCCAACAAACCCGCAACGUGCAACGCAGAGGAGGCGCGACAAUCUGGAGUAGCGGCAACUUGAGUUGCCUGCUCGAGCAAGAACAACAACAACCCAACUAGCAAACGAAACAAGGCUAGCGAAGAUGUCAAGCAGCAAGGUGGAUGCCUCAGCUGCCACAGCUGCUGUUGCUGCCCCAACUGCUGCCGCUGCCACCGCCGCCGCUGCUGCUGCUGCUGCCGCUGCCACUGCAUCGUAUGCCAAUGUUGUGCAGAAUUUGGACAGCAAGAAGCAAGCGGCCGUUGACAAUAAGGAGAAUCAACCGAAUUUGAAGACAUUGAAAUCAUGGAGCGAGGAAACUGCUGCAGCCGAAGCUGCCACUGCCGCUGCUGAAGAUGCCCCCAAUGUGGGCGAGAAACGUGCGGCUGCUGGUGGCGAUAACACCGCGGAGAAUUCAUCGGAAAUGGACGAUAACAAUGACUUUUUGCCGGUGCUCUCGCAUCAUCGACGCGAUCGCAAAAAGGCCCGCAAGGAUAAAACGAUCACUGGUCGUGAAUCGUAUCGCGACAAGCAGCAGCAGCAACAACAGCAACAACAACAUCAGCAAUCAGGUGCCGGAAAUGGAGCCAGUGGCUCGGGUCCAGGACAGGGACAAAAGCAACGUCGUGGCGGUGAUGGCGAGGGACGAAAACAAAGCGUUCGUUCGCGUCCCGGCCGCGGCAACAGUCCACGCAAAAAUCCUGCCCCAUCCGGUGGCAACAACAAGAACCACAAGGAACGCAAGUCUGAUGAUACCUCACCCAGCGCCAGUCUCGAGGCAGCCACAAGCAGCGGCAACGAAGCCAAGUCCGACACUGAUCCUCAAUCAGCGGCCCCUGCUGGAGCCUCGACUGCAGCAGCAGCCGGCGGAGCAGCAGCACCGCAGCCAAAGCGCUUUGUAGCAGCGCCACCGCCAAAGGUUAACGCUUGGAAGAUAUCAACAAAACAAGUGGGCAGCCCAAAAGCUGGCACAUCGCCAUUGGACAAACGCGUCUUGCAGCCAAAGACGCAACAACAGCAACAGCAACCUAAACAGACUGUCAGCAACAACAAUAAUAAUCAAAACGCACAGCAUAGCAAUACCAGCAAUCCUAGCAACAAAAAGACACAACAACAACAACAACAGCAGCAGCAGACAGCAACACAGACAGCAAUAAAAGCCACAACUGCCGCAGCAGCAGCAACAGCAGCCACAACAACAGCAGCAGCAGCAACAAAAAGCGACGCCGCUUCAGCAAACGUUGAUGCAACUAAUGCGGAUGCGCUUGCCAGCUCAGUGGUAAAGGACAAAAAGAAGGUCAAUCAAAAGGCCAGCGACUUUAGCAACGUUGGUGAGUGGCCAACGCUUAUUGGCGGCGUUUCGGGCAGUGGCAAAGCCACCGUUAACGAGACCAAGCGCAGCUCGACAAAGAGACAGCCAGCGGCCAAGGGUGCAGCAACUGCAGCAACAGUCGCCACAACAGGAGCAGCAGCAGCAGCAACAGUAGCAGCUUCAGCUAACGAAGUUAGUGCCGAGUCAAACGUUGCAGCCGCAUCAGCAGCAGCAACAACAGUUGCAACUGCCACCAGCAGCAGCAAUAGCAGCAGCAGCAACAACAAUAGCCAAGGCGGCAGCAACGUUGCCACAGCCAGCACGAGUCAUGAUGCCAAAAGCCAGCGAGAAGGCGAGCAAUCUGCUGGCAGCACAACUGUCCCAGCUCCUGGCCCCAUUGCCGGCUCAGCUGCCAUUAACAAGAAGAUACCCAAGCACAAGUGGCGUCCACUGCCAAUCGAUCUGGCCAAGUCUAGCCGCCCCAAGCCCAUUGGCGGUCGCUCCAAUCGUCGCUAUGCCGACGAUGCCUACGACCAGCGUCGUCCGCCGCGCACUUACCACGAGCCACGUGUCGCACGUGGUGCAGGAGGUGCCGGUGGAGAUGCCACCGCAGCCGGUGGAGCAGCCACAGAAUCGUCGCGGCCACAUGGCGGCGGCCGUUAUGCGUACAACACACGCACAUCGGCUGCUGCGUCCGAGCGCGUGGAUUCCUGGCGUAGCAGCGGCCCCAGUGCCGCAGGCUACGAUGACCAGCGCACGGGGGCAGCAGCAGAAGGAGGAAGUGGGGCAACGGGUGCCGGGACAACAGCGUCAGGGGGCGGUGUGCGCGGUCCACGCCGAUUCCGGACGCCGUAUCGCGGCGGUCGGCAAGGGCGCGGUGGAUUCACAAGACCGGGACCAGGUCGUCCAACUAAUCGCAUACCACGCCAUCUGUUAGCUUCCGGCGAGUACGUCAACUAUUUGCCGGCGGACGCAGCCGGCGCAGAUUCAUCGCAAUCCUAUGUGCUCAUGGGCACACACUACUUUGGCAACAUGCCCGCUGCGUACAUUGAAAUGGACGCUGCCAGCGUCAAGGAGGCCAUCAAGAAGCAAGUUGAAUACUAUUUCAGCGCCGAUAAUCUUAAUGGCGACUUCUUUUUGCGACGCAAAAUGGAUCCCGAGGGCUAUAUACCAGUCACACUGAUCGCCUCGUUCCAUCGCGUCUUGGCACUCACCACAGACGUUGCCCUUAUUGUGACCGCCAUCAAGGACUCGGACAAGCUGGAACUGUUCGAGGGCUACAAAGUGCGCACCAAAACGGAGCCCACCAUUUGGCCCAUCAGCGAUGUCACCGAUGAGCAUGGUCACACCUUGGCCGAGCAGCUGCAAUUGCAGCAAAAGGCCAAAGCUGAACAACAGUUGUUGCAACAGCAGCAGCAGCAACAGCAACCGGACCAAGAACAAAAGCCAGAAAAGCAGACUGAAUCGAAAACAACAGAGGCUGUGGCAGCAGCAGUGUCCAAGGAGGAUGAUGUGGAGCAGCAGCAGGCAACGCCACCAGCAGCUAUACUCACCGCUGGCAUGGCAACAAAGCCACUGAGCAGCAUACCUCCGCCGCCGGUGCCAAGGAAUUCACAGAAUCUGGUGCCCAAGAUGUUGCUGGAGAAACAGCAGCGACCAACCAUAUCGGGUAUGAAUCCGGUGAAUGCCAUUAGUGCGCUGACACAGCGUGUGGAGGGACAGAAGGCGGGUGCUGCUGCCGAGCUGGCCGAUCAUCUGAGCGGUCUGGCCGAGAGUGUGAAGCCAAAGAGCAGCUCGACGCCAGAGAAACAACUCAGGGCAGCUCAGGGCGCUGCACCAUCGGGAGGAGGGGCAACUACUAAUAAGGCUGGUGUUGGUGAUGGGGUAGCAGCUGCUUUGGUGGCGGAGCCUGAGGGCAUGUGGAAAGAGGUAAAGAGACGCUCCAAAACAAACGCUUUAAAAGAAAACGCUACUACUAAAUCAAUCAGCAACAACAUCGACAACAACACGUCCACCACGUCAACACAACAACAACAACAACAAACGCUUUCACAAACGCUCAACAAAAAUAACAACAAUAAUAAUAGUAACAACAACAACAACAACAAUGUUAAAAAUGUCAAGUCCAACAACAACACCGUCACCGCAAACGCCACCUCGUCCACAUCCACCACAAAGUCCUCGUCCUCGUCAACCACGAACAAAACCACCACAACCACCUCCACCACGCCCUCGUCCGCAUCUGCAUCAGCAUCCGCAUCCAACGCCUCAUCAACAGCAAUCAUCACGAACAACACGUCCACAACCACCGCAAAUGCCUCUGUCACAAAUGCCACAAACAACAACAACAACAACAAUAAGAACAAUAAUAAGAACUUAAAAUCAUCUGGCAACAACGCUGCUUACACGACCAACUCCCAAUCCUCCUCCAAAACAGCUGCUGCUUCGUCAUCCGCUCAGUGCCAUGCCGAAAAGGAAGAACUAGACUUUCAAUUUGACGAGGAGCUAAUGGACCCCAUACCCGCCACCGGACGCAUCAAUAACUUCACCGAAAACUUCUCCGACGACGAUGAAUCCGAUUACGAAUUCGCCGAUCGUGACAUCAACAAGCUGCUCAUUGUCGCCCAGGUGGGACGAGCCCCCAAGCACGAGGGCUACGAUCGCACCGCUGACUUCACCUCACGCACCAAAAUCACUCAGGAUCUGGAGAACAUUAUCAACGACGGUUUGGCCAACUACGAGGAGGACUUGUGGACCACCACAAACAUUGUGCCCGAUUAUCGCACCGUCAAUGUCAUCUCCCAGGCGGACUUUGAGAAGCUAGCCGGUGGCAAGCGGCCGGGAGCACAGCUCCUGCAACAGCAGCCACCUCCGCCACCGCCCAGUUAUGUCGAUGAUCCCGAGCACGAUGCUGACGAUACGCUUUUGGGUGACACAACACUCAAUUCAACCUUGAAUUCCACAUUGAAAUCACGACGUGCUCGCUUCUAUGCUGCACCCAAUUCACAUUCGAUUGAUCCGCGCACGCCAAGGAAGCGCAAGUUGCGUCACACUGCCAAUCCGCCAGUGGAGGCUCACGUCGGCUGGCUGCUGGAUACGGUGGAGCAUCGUCCGCGCACCACAUCGAUGGGCUCGUCGGCUGGCACCUCGCCAACAACGUCGUCGUAUGGCUCGUUUGGUUCGUCGGUGCCGCAAUCGCUGCCCGUUUUCCAGCAUCCAUCGCAUGCGCUGCUCAAGGAGAACAACUUUACGCAACAGGCGUAUCACAAGUAUCAUUCACGCUGCCUGAAGGAGCGUCGUCGCUUGGGCUAUGGACAAUCGCAGGAGAUGAAUACGUUGUAUCGCUUCUGGUCCUUCUUCCUGCGCGAGAACUUCAACAAGAGCAUGUACAAUGAAUUCCGAACGCUGGCGCUCGACGAUGCGGGCAACGGGUUCCGUUAUGGCCUCGAGUGCCUCUUCCGCUUCUUCUCGUAUGGCUUGGAGAAAAAGUUCCGACCCAAUGUGUAUCAGGACUUCCAGGACGAGACCAUUAACGACUACGAAACAGGUCAAUUGUAUGGCCUCGAGAAGUUCUGGGCCUUCCUCAAGUACUACAAGAACGGUGAGAAAUUGGAGGUGCAACCCAAGUUGGCCGAAUAUCUGAAGAGCUUCAAGAACAUUGAAGACUUCCGCGUUGUGGAGCCCGAGAUCAAUGAGAUGCUCCAGGGUGUUGGCAGCCUGAAUCCAGGUCGUGUUCUCAACAGACAUCGCAGUGUGUCCGAGAGCGAUGGCACCGCUGUCAUCACCUCUGGUGGUCGUCGUCUUAACACCACAAUCACCAAUCGCAGCGAUUACGUGGGUCGUCUCCUACAGCAGCAACAGCAACAGCAGCAACAACAACAGCAGCAGCAGCAACACUAUCAGCAUCAAUACGGCGGCUAUCAGCAACAGAAUCGUCGUCGCACUGGCUCCUUUGGCAGCAGCACAGUACGCAUACGCAGUGGUUCCCUCGGCAAUAAGCCACAGGUGGCCAAUCGCAAUUAUCAGCAGGGAUCACAGCAUGAGUUGCGCCGCGGCGGCAGCAACUCUGGCCUGGCGCCACACAAGCGUCAGCAGCAGCAGCAACAGCAGCACAAAGGCAAGCCACAGCCGGCGGCUCAAAUUGGAGCGCAGCUAAGUGCAGCACGUGCCUCCAACUCGGCGGCAGUCACAGCAGCAGCUUCGACAUCAGCAGCAGGAGCAGCAUCGACAUCAGCGGCAGCAGCAACAACAACAGCAACAUCGUCGUCGUCGCAACAGAAGUAAUUUUGUUAACGCAACCAGAAGAUUGGUUUUAGAUUACUUUAUAUGACUCUUACGAUUAGCAUAGGGCGAUUUGGAGUAGCAUGUCCAAUAGCUCUUCUCUCUUUUGUUUAUUCAUAUUAUUCUUUAGUAGUAUUCGAGUCAAGCGAUAUGUGGGGAGAUCCGUUAGCGUUAGCCUAAUUAAGUUAAUAUUUUGAAAUUUUGUUUAUAUAUUGCAAUUGCCCCUAGCGUUGGUUUUGUAGUUACGAUUAAUUGUUUCCGUUGUUUUUCUCCUCGACUUCUUUUACUUUAUUAUUUCACUUUCACUUAAAAAUCUAACUGAAAACAAUUUCUUAUGAAAUGCUCAAUGUUGUUAGCACACACACAAAAACCACAAGCAGCUCAGAACAGCAGCAACAACAACAUCCCAAACUAUAUAGGCAGACUAUGGGUCUGUACCCAGUGCCAAUUCAUUCGAUUCAGUUACAUUUUGUCUGCUUUCAAAUAUUAUAUUAAUAUUAUUUUGCUAUUUAUCCGAAUAUAUUUUAUAUAUUUUCUAUACAACAACAUUAACAACAACAAAAAGAAUGAAACAAGAAGCAAAUUUCCUAUAAUAAAGCAGCGUCAAUAAUUGAACGUAAUGCCAUGAACUGUUGUACUAUAUACAUAACGAUAACAUACAUAAACAUAUAACGAUAACGAUAAACAUAAAGAUAAAGAUAACGAUUUAAAAAUAACCCUAUUAUAAUUACAACCAAAACGACAAGGUAAACGAAAUUAAUAUACAGAAACCAAAUGAUCUUUUGUACAUUAAAUGCAAGCGCAAAAGUACAUUCAAUCUAUAUAUACAUAUAUUCAUAUAUAGAGACAUAUAUACAUAUACGUAUAUCCACUUAUAUAUAUAUAUAUAUAUCGUGUGUGGCAUUGGCGCAAUUGUAAUGUUAUGUUAUUUAAGAGAGGCAGGCGAUUGUUAAAACCUUAUAACCUAGAUCGAGGCAUGCGGCGCGCCAACUGUCAGCGAAUUUUAUUUUUAAGCAUUUACAAUUUGAAACGAAAUGCAAAAACUCAAAAACAUUGAAGCAAAAAGAAAAACACACAAUUGCUAUGAAUAUGACAUCCAUUGACAAUUUUUCAAAAUGGGCGUCUGUACUUUUCCUUAGCAUUGCACACUGCCUCACUUUUUCAACCCCCCUCCCCUCUUGGCCAGCCCAGCCCAGCCCACAUAAUAAACUCCUCCGAGCCCAGUUCAAUUGGCUAACCGAUUCAGCAGCAUUUAACAAACAAGUUCAUGUCCAAAAUCGAAAAUCCUUUAUUUUAUUCUUAAGUUAUUGCACUUGUUACAUUAAUUUGAAAUACAAGAAAAAUUCUGGAAAAAAAAACUAUUAAAACUAUUUGAAAAAAAAAA